This is a messenger RNA of Mugil cephalus (flathead mullet), 1858 nucleotides long. RefSeq names its product canopy FGF signaling regulator 2 (gene cnpy2). NCBI's taxonomy places the organism in Eukaryota, Metazoa, Chordata, Actinopteri, Mugiliformes, Mugilidae. The transcript is spliced from 6 exons. Gene Ontology annotation, cellular component: endoplasmic reticulum. Bases 132 to 686 code for a protein of 184 amino acids. The record is from RefSeq and is a predicted model, not a curated record.
GGGAGCUCUCCGAGUCUCGAGUUGGCUCCACUUCCCGUCCACCAGCUCCGUUGCUACGUCACCACAUUUGACGGGACUGUGAUGGGAGCUUGUGGAGGAGAGCUGAGGAAGAAACUGGAAACAUAUUCAAAAUGAGAGAAGCUGUUCUCCUGCUGACGCACUGUGUGGUUCUGUGUCUCCUCCUGAGCUUCAGCCAGGCGGCCAGACAAGGACAGGACAUCAGAUGUGGAGCCUGCAGGGCUCUGGUAGAUGAAAUGGAGUGGGCCAUCUCCCAGAUCGAUCCCAAGAAGAUGAUCCAGACUGGAUCCUUUAGGAUCAACCCAGACGGCAGCCAGUCCAUCAGAGAGGUCCCUCUGGCGCGUUCUGAGGGAAACCUUCUGGAUUUGAUGGAAAAUGUGUGCGAGAGGAUGCAGGACUACGGUGAACGCACAGAUUCUGCCACAAACAGGAAGUCUUACGUCAGGAUCAAGUCUCGGAGCGGUGAGGCCAUGGACCUCUCAGAGGCCACACUGGAUUCAAGAGUUACAUCCAGCUUAAAAUUUGCAUGUGAAACAAUUGUUGAACAGCACGAAGAUGAAGUCAUUGAAUUCUUCGCUCACGAAACAGACAACGUUAAAGACAAACUGUGCAGCAAGAGGACAGACCUAUGUGAUCACGCUCUAAAAAUGCCCCGUGAUGAACUUUGAUAUCCUCCCACCAUAGCCGACGUCUCCUCAGCUGAAACGGAGGUGACGUUAGCGCUGUAAUGUUUCCAGUCGUCACAUCUCACCUGUUUGUGUCAGGGCUGUAUUAUUCGUGUGAUCAGGUACCAUGUAAAGACCACUUUGCUAUUUUUUUGACUUCAUCUCAUAUUCGUUGGUCAUUUGUUCACAUACAGUAAAUUAUUAUUCAUUUAAAAUUAUUAUUCUUGGCCAGUUUAAAACAAAACUGUGAAACAGCAAAAAUGAGGCUUGGCUUUUACAGUAGAUACAGGAUUUCUAACACCAGUGAGAUCAGGUUGAAUAUAGUGAAGUGGUCCUGAGGUCCAUAUCAAUGCACAGUGGAAAAACUCUCUUCCAAAGCUAAGUGGAAGUGUGCUAAUAGCAGAUAGGCUUCUUUUAUUCACAAUGAAUUGAUAUUUAUACUGCCUGCUCUCCAGUGAAGGUAUUAUUUGAUGCCACAUUACACUUUACAGUUACGCUACAUUCUAGCUUUAGAAGAGAGUUUUUUCAAAUAACAGGUGUCUCUGAUUAUUCCUUUAAAUAAAACUGAAAAGUUAACAGCCACAAUUUAAAGAAACGUCAUGUAAAAUCAGAUAAACAAAAAAUUUAGGAUUUGAGUUAAAUUACUACUGUGAUAGAAAUGAUAAUGAUAACAAACGUUUACAAAGGUAGUUUCAAAUUAUUUUGAAGCCGAUCCCUCUCCAUCCUCAGUGUUGUUUAUUAUUAUUGUAAAAUGAAUAGUUGAAACAGGUUAAAGUUUCUGAAUCUGUUUGGUCAGUACGGAUCAUGUCUGGAAAAGAUGAGCUUCUCCACAUGCCGCACUAACAAUCCACAGCCUGCGCUCACUUUUGAUAAAACACUACCAAAACCUGUUCUUCUUAUAAUAUGUACAGAGAUUAUCUGAAUAUGAGCAUCGGGAUUAUAGUAAACCUUAGUUUUGCUGGCAGUCUAAUAAAACUGAAUUCUUGUGUAAUCCCACUAGAGUGUGCUGUAGUCCACAAUAAUUAUUGUAAUAAACACAUUGGUCCAUUUGCUGUACUGUAGACAUAUCAGGAAGUCUUUGUGGUGCCGUUUAUGUAAAAACAAAAUGAAUUUACUAUGUUGCAAAUAUUCUCCUGAAAUUUUCAUUUUUAUAUAAACUUUGUAUGUUUUCUCAA